AUGCCAUCGUAUCUGUUCGGAGUCCACAAACUUCGUUCCUACCUGUACAGUGGGGAUGGCAGAGGAUCUGGUAGCACAAGUAUCUUUGUUGGUGGCUUUGUACUGGGAGGGCUUGUUGUUGGAGCAUUGGGUUGCAUAUAUGCUCCCCAGAUAAGCAAAGCACUAGCAGGAGCAGAUAGAAAAGAUCUGAUGAGAAAGCUCCCAAAAUUUAUAUACGACGAAGAGAAAGCUUUGGAGAGGACUCGCAAGAUACUAACCGAAAAGAUUGCCCAGCUGAAUUCUGCCAUAGAUGAUGUUUCAGCUCAACUUCGUGCAGAUGACGAACCGAAUGGAGCAGCCAUAACACCCGAUGAACUCGAAGCUUCCAUAUGA
Molecule: messenger RNA, 372 nt
Organism: Fraxinus pennsylvanica
Lineage: Eukaryota; Viridiplantae; Streptophyta; Magnoliopsida; Lamiales; Oleaceae
Source: the annotation of a GenBank genome assembly